AUGACUUCCUCCGUAGACCUCAGGGUCGUACACAGCUCUCCCGCCAGAAGCGCGACGGCUGAUGGCAAGCGACCUCGUUCGAGUGGUGGAAGCGGCGAGUCGACCAAGAAGAAGGGUCUCGGUCUCAAAGAGAUGGAACAGACACUGUCCACUCUCCACAAACAAAACUUCGACCUCAAGCUCGAGCUAUUUCACCGUCGGCAACGUCAAACUACUUUAGAGGAGAAGGUCGAGACAUUAGAGAAGGAGAAAGACGAGGCUGAAUCAAUGAACCAGGCCCUACUUGGUGAGCUUGAGAAGAGAGACAAAGCAGUCGAGGAAGCUGUGGGCAUGAUCGUAACGUUGGAGGCGCGGCUGGAACAGCUUCUGCGAGAAAGAGAGAUGGUUAGACAAGUAGAAGAGGUCGACAACUUUUUCCUGUCGCACUCGAGCAGCUUUUCCGGCGGGCAAGAUGGAGCAACUCCGAGAACUAAGGAUAUGGGAGCUACUGGAUCGCGCGACAUCUCUAGGGAACUGGCCAGGAUGCCCAGCUUCCUCUCCGAAAGAAGCGAAAAUACCGAGAACCUGCGAAACGUCUACUUAGGGGUCCGAGGAAGUGUGUUAAGUCUGCCUAGAGGCGUCGAUGAUGCAAGAGACGGGAACCUGAAUGGGGUUAACAGUCCCAGCUUGAGCGUCUUGAGCGAGAGCUCCUUCCUAAGCAUUUACGGCCAGAAGAACAACCUUGACAGCUCAUCGCCGCCGGAUGCGGAACAGACAACCGCACUCGAUGGAUCUUCCGAGAAGCCAACCGUUGUUAGGACAAGGAAUGGCAGAAGUUCAUCGGUAUCGCGAAUCGUGACGCCAACUAGGAUGCGCCGCUCGGGGUCCUUAGGUCGAACGAACACCAUCAGUGCCUUCUCCUCAAUCAAUGAUGUCCUGGAAGUCGAUAACCAGUCACCACUACAGCGACUGGAAAAACUAGAGAUGACGCUCACCGCUAUGGACGAGGCUUCGCGACCGCCUACGCAAGAACGAAGCAACCAUGAUGCGGCUCCACGUCAAUCAAAGAACCAACCGUCACGGAGAACGAAAGAGGAGAAGAGAGAGGCUCUGCGCAAGGUCUUAACUGAUGCGCCUUACUCCAAGGACAUCAAUCAUGCCCAUAUUCUCCCGCCUACUCCAGACACCAUCUCCACCUCAACUCUGACACGUUACAAGAACUCAAAUGACACGCUGUCACAGCAGCGGUCCGUGACAAAAGAGAGAAGCUAUCUAGCUCUCUCCGAGUCCACGACAGACCAUUCUGCCAGCGGGGAGAGGAAGUUCCUUUCCACCACAGGAGCUCCAACCUCACAGCCGGCAUCGACAUCCGCAUUUAGCAACAGGAGGGAAUUCUCAGGCGGGAGCUACUUUGAAGACCGUCUACCCAUCCCUCAGCGUCCCCGCUCUGCAGAUGAGACUACAACCUCUCGCCAUCUCGGCGGUAAUGGGUGGGACUCGGAUAGCUACGACGACUUCGACGACGCUGCCUCCGCCGCUUCAAGCUUCGAUUAUUGGAUGCGUGAGAGCAUGAAACCGAACCGCGCUCUUGCGAACGCAGGGCAUGGCCGGAAUCUGGGUCGUGUAUCUCCCGAUCUCUUCAGCUUCCCGUCGGGAGGAGCAGGCUGGGGCAACAAUGACAUGUUCGCGGGAGGCUUCAUGGGUAGCGCCAAUGCCCCGUUGGCUCCCACACUCGAUGCUCUAGGAGCAUCAUUGCCGACCCCGCAGGCUGGCAUCUUCGGUUCUGGGAUCGCGCCGGCGCUUACCAAUGGGACUUAUGGCCCACCUCCGCCGCCGAACAGGCGCUCCAGUCUCCAUGCUCGUACGGGCUCGUCUGCCCCUGGCACGCCAUCCGUCGCAUCUCGUCAGGGCCCUGUUAAUGUAGCGCCCCAGGUGCAAACGCAGGACGGUCAACAAAAGCGUCAUUAUCCUCCGAACGCCAGCCAACAGACUACACAGUCCCGAGGCCGGGGUCUGAACAACUUGUUCCGGCGUUCAAUCGGCUCUGCUCCGCCAGACAACCACGUUGUCCCUGCAUCAGCCCCGCCAACUGAGUCGUCCUUCCCGGCUGCCGUUAAGAACGGCCCGGUACCGAUGGUUGGUGUGCCAUCGUGGGGCAGACGGGCUGAUUUGAUGGACGAUGAUCGUGCCUCGGCCACACCACCUCCGAUCAUGCGGAAUAGAGGCCCCGGGCGAGGCAGUGUGGGUGGCGACGAGGCCGAGAUGGCAGCUGCUGCGUCUGCUGCGGCGGCCGUUGUGGGUACAGACUCCGGUCUAGGCGCGGGCUUAGACGAAGUCAUGGCACCCCGAGAUGGAGGCGCACCACUAGGUCUCUCACCUUCUGCCACUGCGCCGGAAGUGGCUGCGUCUAACGUGGUGGUCAACGCACAGGGCAAAAAGAGAGGCUUCUUCGGCUUGGGGAGAGUGACGAGUCUGCGAAAGGGCGCGCCUUAG
Messenger RNA from Phaeoacremonium minimum UCRPA7, 2472 nucleotides. RefSeq lists its product as hypothetical. Gene Ontology annotation, cellular component: microtubule organizing center. The transcript has 3 exons. NCBI's taxonomy places the organism in Eukaryota, Fungi, Ascomycota, Sordariomycetes, Togniniales, Togniniaceae. The coding region runs from base 1 to 2472 and encodes 823 amino acids. The record is from RefSeq and is a predicted model, not a curated record.